Molecule: messenger RNA, 925 nt
Organism: Pundamilia nyererei
Lineage: Eukaryota; Metazoa; Chordata; Actinopteri; Cichliformes; Cichlidae
Gene: psmg3
Product: proteasome (prosome, macropain) assembly chaperone 3
Exons: 2
Coding region: 5-370 (121 amino acids)
Biological process (GO): proteasome assembly
Source: RefSeq, a predicted model, not a curated record
CAAAAUGUCUGAGUCUGUCAUCAGAUCGAAACAAGCUCAGAGAGAAGUCAAUGGAAUUCCAACAGAAGUCGUCUGUACAGAGUUCAGUAAUUACAUAUUUGUAGUUCUCACUCAGUAUGGCAAAAUUGGGACAUUGAUCUCUGUCACACCCGACUCCAGAUCUAAUGAUCUAAGCACCCCAACGUUCUCUACAAAAGUACUGCUGGGCAAAGAUGAGCCUCUGACACAUGUCUGUGCCAAAAACCUGGCAAUGUUCGUGUCGCAGGAAUCUGGCAACCGGCCUGUCUUGCUGGGACUGGCACUGAAGGAUUCCUCCAUAGAUGCAAUAAAACAAAUUAAAGAGAUGAUCAAAAGUUGUCAAGUCUGGUAGGAAGUAAUUAAAACGGACAUGAAGCCUGUAGGCGGCGUAAAAUACAGCUCGUCUGGAUACACUGUCACGUUUUAUCUCUGCAUCUUUUUUUAAAUGAAACUCCUCCAAAAAUUAAUCUGAUUAAAACAAUUAUGUCUCCAAGACAUAAAUGUGCAGAGCAGAUUGUCUUCCACAAAACAUGAUUUAUGAAACGCAUAAUUAACUGUUUGUUAAAAAGAAAGAUUUUCUGCAUGUUGUUUUCCUUUCAAAAGCUCAAGGUGUGCUAAGUGAUGGUUUGCAAAAUGAUGUCAUCGCUGUAUAUUUUUUUCAUUAUUAACACUCUGGAUUAUUUUUGUCAUCAUCCUCAGAACUUUGUACUUUUGUGAAAAAAAGCCUUUUAUAGAACAUAUGAUUCAUUUGUAUUUAAAGAUGCAUAUGAGCUUGGUUAAGAUAAGAGCCUUGGUUUUGUCAAGUACAUUUUGUUAUUCAUUUGUUCUAUAACAUCUCACUACUUGAGCUUUGAUAUUAGAACAAUAGCUAACUUUUAUAUGCAUUAAAUGUAAUUAAUAUGCUCAA